Bombyx mori (domestic silkworm) is the source of this 5501-nucleotide messenger RNA. It is a transcript of the gene flz, whose product is annotated as serine protease filzig. Gene Ontology annotation, molecular function: serine-type endopeptidase activity. The coding region runs from base 203 to 3361 and encodes 1052 amino acids. The record is from RefSeq and is a predicted model, not a curated record. Gene Ontology annotation, biological process: proteolysis. The transcript has 8 exons. NCBI's taxonomy places the organism in Eukaryota, Metazoa, Arthropoda, Insecta, Lepidoptera, Bombycidae.
GUAGGUUUUGAACAGCCAAAGAGUUCGUGUGUCGUCAAGUUAAAAAAAUAAAUAAUUAAAUGAAUUAAAAAAUGACGCGGAAACCAUUUCGGUGCCGUUAAAUGAAAUUAAUUAAAUAUUAAAGUAAAUGUAAAAUGUGAAUAUUGGUAUUUCGUAAAAUCUUUUUUUUUUUUCGUUUUUACGCGGGAAUUCAAACGUCAAGAUGACAGUUCGAAAGUGGUUCAAAACGGGCGGUGAUGUGAAACAUUUGUUUUUUAUUUUAGUGCUUCUAUCGAUAGUUGACGACUUAUCGUAUAUGUGCAGAGGAGAAAAUGAUGAUAGGGAUUCGAGGAAACUGUUUGGCGGAUACCGGAUAACGCCUAUGUACUGCAAAGCAAGCCGCGUCGCCAAAUACAACAGAGGGAGGACCAUUUGCAUGUUCAAUCAUGAAUGCGGGCAACGAGGUGGAGAGGUCGUUGGCGCUUGUAUGGACGGAUUCCUAUUCGGAGCUUGUUGCCAGCUCAAAUCCGACAGCCAAUCUCACAUACCCAAAGGCCCCGGUGUCGUCAUGACCAGCUACUUAGACUACCCGGACGCGGAUUCCACUGAAGACUAUGACGUCGAGCAAAUAAACGCCUGGCAUAACAGCUUCAAGCCUGUAGUCACGCCGGGCUAUAGACCAGCCGACAAAACGACGACAACUAAACCGGUGGAAGAAGAAACGCAAAGUGUUUCCGCUGAAAUACUAUCCGAAGGACUGACACAAAUAACUAACACUCUACUUAGCACACCACCGAAAGACAGUAGCUUUGUUUAUGUAAAACCGAAGCCAGAUUACACGUACAGCGGUAUAGACCACAGCGUGCCUGAGACUAUAUUAGUGCACACCAACGGAAGCAUUGUUGACGACGUAGCCAGACCUUCGGACUUCAAUGUCCAAGUGUCAUCGAUGCAAACAAAACCUACAGCGUCACCGACGACCAGCAGCACUGCCUCUCCGAUGACCAUAUCAACCCACCGACCAGUUUUCUCUAAGCCGGUUUUCAGACCGAAACCGACAACUACAACAGAAAAUUAUAUCAUGAUUUCCACUAUUAUGAAAGAAUCAACGAAGCCCGAACUAACCUCAAUUAAUACAAUCAUUAACAUGCUUAAUGAUUCAACUCCGAAUUUCAAUGAUGAUGCAACUAGAGCUCCCAUUGAAGAUGUCUUAGAAACCAAAUCGUCUCCUACUCCAAUCGGGACGGUAUCAUCAGCUUCGUUCAGUACAAACCAUUACCCAACAUCAGGUCAUUACGUGACCUUAAAGCCGUCUUCAUACUCAAGUACAUACUCACAGACCAAUGGUAUUUCCACAAACAGACCACAGACAAACAAACUACCAUCGUAUACAACUGCUAAUACCAUUCAAGAUUAUGAAAAGACUUCUACAAAACCUUACGUUUCUUUGAAUCCUUCUAGUCAGGCUAUAGAUGCCUUUAAUAGAUAUCCAACAGAUCCAAAUGACUUUGGAGAUAAAGUUACAACGUUUGCUUAUUUUAGUACUACAACUACAACAAAGCCCACAACCACAUCCAGACGGCCACCGUCUACCAGCUACGUCAUAGGAACUCAGCCGUCCAGAAGACCGACUCCAAUGCCAAGUUACGCUUCAGCACCUGAUUCAUUUUCCAGCGUAACCCCAACGGUUAUAGUUCUAAACGGCUUCCAAACCCCUGAACCUGAAAAAGAACCGGAAUUCGUAGAGAUAUCUCAGGAACCAUUCAAAAAACCAGUCAGUCAGAUAACAGUUAACAAUCAUAUCGAAUCGACGAAUAACAUUUACAUGGGAAAACCGCCUCAAACAUUUGAAAAACCAUCUUCCCCCACCAUAGUAAUUACACCUAAACCGGUUCCAAACACAACUCCGUACCCGGUUAAGGCGGCGACUAAACCGGUCUUUACGACAGCGACCUUCGAAACCGAAUCACCGACUACAUACAAACCGGAAUUGCAAACUUCUCCGGAUGAUUUGAUAAACUUCCCACCUGUCCGUAACCCUAUGCUCAACGCUACAGGCUCUAAUACCGCUUUAUACAACACAAGCAUUUCCUUAGCCGACAACGAGCUAGAUAUAUUACAUGACAUUGAUUUCACAACGCCAACAUGGAAGGAAGACGAGAAAUUCAAGGACAAAAUGAACAUUUUCGUCAGUAAAAUAGUGGGUAGUCUUCAAGGUACCUUCCAGGAAUUACAUGACAUAGUAAUUCUGGAUAAAAAACCGAAUUUGACAACGACCACACAAAAACCGAAGAAGACGUUAGCGACAACCAAGAAACCCUCGGUUACGACUAGGAAACCAGUGAGGUUGACCCCGACGACAAGACGACCGACUACCCGGACAACUAAAAAGCCAACUAAAUUGACAACUGCUGCUCGGAGAACGACAACCACCGCUGCCCCCACAACAACCGUUGCAUCAACAAAGAAACCGGUCACGACAACCAAAAAAACCAAACCCACCAAGAAAGCGACUACCACGGUCGCGCCGACAUCAACCGUCGACUACGAUGACGUCACUAUUGAAAACGUCGCCGAUCAAGUCGUGGAUUACAAUGACAAGAAUCUCUGCGGUGUUAGACCACUAUCGAAAUCUGGUCGUAUCGUCGGCGGGAAGAACGCGCACUUCGGAGACUGGCCUUGGCAGGUCCUGGUCAGAGAAGCUACAUGGCUUGGACUGUUCGUGAAGAACAAAUGCGGCGGUGUCUUGAUUACCAGCAGAUUCGUGACCACGGCUGCCCAUUGUCAACCUGGAUUCUUGGCUUCUCUAGUAGCCGUUUUCGGGGAGAACGAUAUAUCAGGUGACAAGGAGCCAAAGAUUCCGGUCACUCGCAACGUGCGUCGCGUCAUCGUGCACAGGCAAUACGAUCCUGCGACCUUCGAAAACGAUUUGGCUAUUUUAGAACUCGAAACUCCAAUCAAAUUUGACUCCCAUAUAGUACCCAUCUGUCUGCCUCCUGAUGACGCUGAUUUCACCGGCCGAGUUGCAACGGUCACCGGCUGGGGUCGAAUCAAAUAUGGUGGUGGAAUACCUGCUGUGCUCCAAGAAGUUCAGGUACCAGUAAUAGAGAACAGCGCCUGCCAAGAGAUGUUCCACACGGCGGGUCACGACAAGGUCAUCAAAUCGUCCUUCCUCUGCGCCGGCUACGCUAAUGGCCAGAAGGAUUCUUGUGAGGGCGAUAGUGGAGGACCCUUGGUUCUACAGAGAGACGACGGCCGUUGGCAACUGGUUGGGACUGUAUCUCACGGCAUCAAAUGCGCAGCUCCAUUCCUACCUGGAGUCUACAUGAGGACCACCUUCUAUAAACCCUGGCUGAAGAGUAUCACCGCUGUUAAAGGUUGAUUGUUCGAGGAUAAAAAACAGCCACUCUUUCGGCAUAUUCUGGUGCUAAUUACCAAUUUUAGUAAAAUGUAAUUAUUCUUUGGUAUUGGUUUAAAAACCUACAACUACUUUGUGUACUAAGCUCAAAUCAACGGAUGUAUAAAAAAUACUUUUGUAAGACUUCAAGUUCAUAUUCCGCUCAAAAUUUAGUAUAAAAUUGACGCGAUUUACAUUUACUAUCAUUUCAUAAUAAUCUUAUCAUGUACAGUAAGCAUAACACGAUUAAUUUCAUGAUCAACUUUAUUAUCAUCUUAAUCAUCGCUAAUCAGAACCAUUUCAUCAUCCACCAUCGUUUCUUUGUUCUUUUAAAAUAAACGAUUACAUAAGGCAAACCAAAUUAGGAGCUGCAAUUUCAGUAGUGAUCAAAUAUAUUAUAUUAAAAUGCCCAUCUAAGCUGCUUAUCUUAUUUUAGCAAAAAGAGACUUAAAGCUCUAAGAGCUCUUUAAAUUUUAACACCAUUGUUAUUCUGGUUUGGGUUUAUUUUUAAACUAUUUAUAAUUACAUCAGCUUAUUAACUUAAUUCAUUCAUUAAUUCUUCAUCUUUGUCAUCAUCAUGAUAUCAUUUCAUUAGAAUUGAAUUAAUGAAUCUAUUGUUUGUGUGUGUGUGUGCGUGAAACAUGUAUGGUUAUAUGUAAAUAAUAUUAGUGACAAAAUAAUUUAUUAUUAGAAACCAUAAAAGCUCUCUAUGAAUGGGAAAGCGCUUUUGUUACGAAAAUCCAAUUUGUCCAGUUUCUAUAGAUCCACGGGAAUAAAGAUGGGAGAUGGCUAGGUGACUCUGGUUCUUAGCGUCACUCAUAAAAUUAUAGAAUUUUUGAGAUAGUCCUUCGUCUUUAAGCUGGUCGGUCCAUCGAGCUGGUGCUCGGUCACUUGAUUUUUUCCCCCUCUGUAUUUAAAACAAUUAAGCCCUCCAAGCUUUCGUCUCCACUUCUCAUUAUAUGGCCAAAGUAACUCAGAAAGCGCUGUUUGCCGACCGUGUACAGUCGCGGGUUGAUUUAGGGUUCUGACAGCAUCGACUGAUUUGAAGGUUUAGCGCGAUCUACGAUAUCCUCAGCAUACGCCUCCAACACCACACUUCGAAGGCAUCGGUCCAUGCAAUAAAGUGCAGAACUAUAUCACUGCUCUCGCGAAGAUCUUGACUAAGCACCAAUUAACUUGACUAAAGAACAUUUAUUAGUUGGAACGUCCAAUUACGCAGUUUUCGAAGUAAAUUAUCAUGUCACGACUUUAGAAGAUACGAUCUAAUAGAUUGUCAAUGGUAGUUUCGUCUUAGAGAAAUAUUCGCUAGGAGUGAAUUUAGUAGAAAUACUGCAAGGAGAAAACCGACUGUCGUCAGAACAAAAUAAUACUAAAAAUAAAUAUAUUCAUCUAAAAUUAGGAAACUUAACAAAUAUAUAUAUCUCGUUACUGCGAGCCCAGAGAAAUUAUGUCAUAUAUUCAUAUAUUUCAUUAGAUAAAAAGCAAUAAAGCAAAUGUUUAUAAAAACUCCUAGGUUUCUGUAAAUUUUGCACAAUCAGCCAAGACCCCAGCUGAUAGGUCAUUAAAAAUAUCUAAAGAACUGCGGAUACAAGUGGCGGCUAUAGUCACCACUUUAUAUACACGGUUUUCUUCCACUGCAACAAUUUCAGCUAUUUCAGAUUAGAAAUUCUCAGAGCUAAUAUUGGCUAUAUGGCCUCUCUUGCGUUUGGUAGAUAUGUGACUUCGGGAAAGUCACUGUGGAUUGAUGAUUGAUGUCAGCUGAUCUGUCUUAGUGAAUGAGGAUCUAAAGCGCUUUCCGUGUGAACGAGAUAUGGGAAGAUCGAUCGAUAUUAUUGUAUAAAUCGCAUUUAUUUAUUUGUUAAUAACUAGUUUAAGACUGAUGUAAGUGUUGGAUGUUCGUUAGAUAAUACUUGUGUAUCUUUCAAGUUGUUAAUGCACGAAAUCGGGCCAAAUUUUUGCUGUAUUUUCUCUCAAAGUAAUAACAAAACAUUGUUUACCAGUUCUAAUGAGCAGAUAAUUUAUUAUUGUAUCGUUAAAGAGUUCGUUCAAUUUUAUUAUUUGUUCAAUUAAAUUUGUGCAUUUAUUAAAUGUUUAAGUUACGAAUAAAAUUUUAUUUAAAACUAAA